Molecule: messenger RNA, 2166 nt
Organism: Cicer arietinum (chickpea)
Lineage: Eukaryota; Viridiplantae; Streptophyta; Magnoliopsida; Fabales; Fabaceae
Source: RefSeq, a predicted model, not a curated record
CAGAAAACAAUCCAUCUUAUAUGUAAAUCUCCCUCAACCUUCUACUUCACACAAAUUUGUGUGUGCAGAAAUGACAUCUUUGGUCCUCAAGUUUUGUGAGGUAGCAUUUUAACUUAAGACAAUGGCUGUUGUAACUUUGAAAAUGUGAUCAAUAAUUGAUUGAUUAUCUCUUUUGCUUCCCAGUCUUGAGUAUAUUGCGUGUUUGUCCUGUUUUGUUUAGUUAUGUGCUUUAACAUUCCAUUCAGCUUCAGCUAUUUUUACUCUUUAGAAUCAUGAAUCAGGGCUUAUAAGUAGUAGUGAAAUAUUGUGCACAGUGCUCCUUUUGUUUAUACAUUGUAAUAUAAAAAAACCGAACAUCCUCAUUUUUUAAAAAUAGGAUUUGGGAUAUACUGUUUUCAUUGGCGUGCGUGUCUUUCUACUCUACAGCUAAGUUGGAAUUGAUUUCUGUUAAGGUGAUUAUGCCUCUUUUUUUGCUGUGUCGGACAUAUCCUGAGCAUUAUUUGAGAGAGUACAAGGGAAAGAAAAAGGUGGAAGGAGAGGGAAAUGUCUAAAUUUCUAUAUGACCAACUAACAUUACUACAGAUUCUAGCUAUUUUGCAGAUUCACUCACCUGUACAGCAAGAAGUUUACAACUGCAAACCAUGUAUGAACAGCGAAAACCACACGAUGCUUGAAGAAAGCUACUAAGGUCUAAGUAGAUCAUACGAUGCAUGAAGGUUAUUGUCAGGAUGAGGCCUAUGUCCCGGGAUGAGGCCUAUGAUUUGCAGUGCUUUGUGAUGUUUACUGUUGUAUUUGAUCCACAGGAGCAAACUAAGCAUUCUGACCAACAGCUCAGUUAUCAGUGCCAGUGCUCUUUUCUUGAGAUAUACAAUGAGCAAAUCACAGAUCUGUUGGAUCCGAAUCAAAGGAACCUUCAGAUUAGAGAAGAUGUGAAAUCUGGUGUCUAUGUUGAAAGUCUUACAGAGGAGCAAGUGUCCACCAUGAAGGACAUCACUCAACUUUUAAUGAAGGGACUAUCAAACAGGAGAAUAGGUGCAACCAGUAUAAAUUCUGAGAGUUCCCGAUCACAUACUGUUUUUACUUGUGUUGUCGAGUCUCGAUGCAAGAGUGUGGCAGAUCCGCAGAUGGUGUGAGUAGAUUUAAAACAAGUAGAAUAAAUCUUGUUGAUCUGGCUGGGUCAGAACGACAAAAAUCAAUGGGUGCUGCCGGAGAGCGUUUGAAAGAAGCUGGCAACAUUAAUAGAUCACUCUCACAGCUUGGGAAUUUGAAAAACAUUCUUGCAGAAGUCUCUCAAACAGGAAAGCAACGGCACAUACCAUACAGAGAUUCAAGGCUGACAUUUUUGUUGCAGGAGUCUCUUGGAGGAAAUGCUAAAUUAGCAAUGGUCUGUGCUAUUUCACCGGCUCAAAGGUAGUAUGUAAACCACGGUGCUUUGAAAUAUUUUCCCUAGUAAUCCUUUUGUAUUACAAUUUCUUUACAUGACUUGGUGUUGCAGUUGUAGAAGUGAAACAUUCAGUACACUGAGAUUUGCAGUGUGCUAAAGCCAUCAAGAACAAAGCAGUUGUUAAUGAAGUUAUGGAGGAUAAUGUAAUCCAUUUGCGACAAUUUAGUACCUUGCUUAACUAAUUCUUUUAAAGAAAUCAUGCACUUAGUUUUCAAAUUCCAAAUAAAAAUAAAAUAAAAUCAUAACCUUGUAUUUCCACCAAUAUUUGAUCAUGUAAUUUGUGAGACAAAUCCAUUUUCACAAGAGCACGAGCAAAAUGGCCAAAUGAAUGCUUGCAUUAGCUUCAUGGAGGGGAAUUAUAAACCUAAGCUCCUUGAUGACAAACUCGGCAUCAGAUUCAAGAACAUUUUUUCUCAUAUUCAAAGAGUUUGUGAAAUCCAGAGCUUUCAAAACACCUCUAGCAUCUACUGCUUUUGCAUAUUCAAAAGGAAGAGGUUGGCCAAGCAGCUUUGCAUUGGAAAGGAUUGCUUUAAAUUCGUGCAGGACUUUGAGGGAUUUCUCAAUGGUAACUACCACAAGUCUGUUUAUGAAAUUGAAAACCAUAUUAUUUCUAAAAUAUGUAUCUCAUAAAGGAUAGAUGCGAUGAUUUCAUCUUCGCAACUUCUCCAGUUAGAAUGAAGUUGGUAAGCCAAACACAAGAUGUGAUGAUUUCAUCUUUGCAA